Puntigrus tetrazona (Sumatra barb) is the source of this 5742-nucleotide messenger RNA. RefSeq names its product immunoglobulin like and fibronectin type III domain containing 1, tandem duplicate 1 (gene igfn1.1). The coding region runs from base 196 to 5193 and encodes 1665 amino acids. Gene Ontology annotation, molecular function: protein binding. The transcript is spliced from 27 exons. Lineage: Eukaryota; Metazoa; Chordata; Actinopteri; Cypriniformes; Cyprinidae. The record is from RefSeq and is a predicted model, not a curated record.
AGCCAAGGUUGAGUACAUGAGAACAGUGCACACACACAUACACACGCAGCUCAAAGGAUUUAUUACCUUGGACAACUUGGAGGCAGCACUCAAAUAUCAGAAGAGGCCAGAGCACUUUGAAAGAAGCGAGAGCGGGGCACAGAGAACUGUAUACAGAGAAGCUUCUGAAUUCUUGAGCCAUUGGACUGCAUCAAGAUGAUGAAAAAAGCCAAGGUUUUAGAUCCAACUGCUGCCGGGCAAGGCGGACUGGAAAUCCUACCUCUCAAGAGACAAGGCAUCAAACGGAGAUCUAAGGUUCCCGGUGUUAUGAUUACACAGUACAUUGAGGAACUUCCUGAGGGGAUGACAACUCCAGACUUCACACGUAAACCCAUCGCCUUAACCAUUCAAGAAGGAAAACUAGCCGUUUUUAAAGCCAAAGUGACUGGAAACCCAGUACCCACUGUAACAUGGGGUAGAGCAAAAGGAGAAAUGAAAGAUCCCCAAAAGUUUCAGAACAAAUAUGACCCCACAACUAAUGAACACACUUUGGAGAUACCUAAAAUCACCAUUGAUGAAGCGGACACUUACAAAUGCUAUGCCUUAAACGAGUAUGGAAAAGCUGUUUGCACUGUUGUCCUAAAUGUAAUUGAAGUUGGAUUUAAAAAGGACAGAGAAUUGCAAAAGGCUGAAACAGCUCCAACAGGUGACCCAACAGAUUUAAGAAAGAUGCUCAGGAGAGGUGCUGGCAAAAAAGAGGACAAAAAGGAAGGUGACAUUGACGACUCUGUAUGGGAAUUGCUGCUGAGUGCUGACAAGAAAGACUAUGAGCGUAUUUGCAUUGAGUAUGGCAUCACUAAUUUCCGUGGCAUGCUGAAGAAACUGGUCGAGAUGAAGAGGGAAAGAGAAGAGGAGCAGGCAAAGUUCAUCCAGCAUAUCAGCAGCCUCAAGCCCAUUGAGGUGAAAUCUGAGGAUGCUGCAGCCUUUGAACUGGAAAUGGAGCUCAAAGACCCCAGCAGCCGUAUUUUUCUGUAUAAGGAUGGCGUCAUGAUUCCAUACAGCAAAGACGCUGAAAGCGAAUUGAAGCAUUGUCUGAAACAAGUUGGCAAGAAGUUCGUCUUUACUGUUUCAAGUCUCAAUCCAGAAGAUGCUGGAAUCUAUCAAGUGGAUGUUGAGGGUGUCAAUAUCUUUUCAACAGAUUUCAAGAUUCCCCCUGUGGACUUUGCCCUGAAGAUUAAGGAGGUGACGGCCGAAGAGAGAGAGGAUGCCAUGUUUGAGUGUGUUUUAAGUCAGCCUGUUAGUAGGAUUACCUGGACCCUAAAAAAUACACCUCUCUCUAACAACGAAAAAUAUGAGAUUACUUGUUCUGAAGAUAAACUGGUCCACCGUCUGAGAAUUAUUGAUUGUAUGCCUUUGGAUGCUGGAAUCUAUGCUGCUAUAGCUGGCAUUAAGUCUAGCAGUGCUUGGCUGAUUGUGGAAGCUGACAAAGAUCCUGCAACAAAGGGAAAGAAGAAAGCCCGUAAAACCACUAUGGCAGGUGGUGGUGGGGAAGAGUUGCUAAAGAUUGCUGCUGAGCAAGCAGAGCGGAACAAGAAGGAGAUAGCCGAAGCUUUGGAGGCUGCUAAGAAACUCCAGGCUGAAAGAGAGGCAGUGGAAGCUGAAGCUAAAGCCAGAGCUGCAGCUGAAGCUGAAGCGGCAAAGGCGGCAGCAAAAGCAGCAGCAGCUGCCGCAGCCACAGCUGCUGCUAAAGCUGCACAGGACGCACUGGCCGCAGCUAAAGCCAAAGGUAAAACUGAGGCUGAAGCUAAAGCCGAAGCAGAAGCGGCAGCGCGGGCUGCAGCAGCUAAAUCCAAAGCCAGUGCUGAGGAGGAGGCCAGGAAGCAGGCUGAACUCAAGGCCUUAAGUGAAGGUCUGAGUGCUGAGCAAGCUGCUGCGGCAGGGGCUGCGGCUGUUGCUGCGAUGAAUGCACAGGCAGCUGCUGCGGCAGCAAGUCUUGGGAAGGCUGGAGCUGCAGGUGGGGUUGGAGGUGAUGCUGCAGCAGCGUUAGGAGCAGUAUGGGCUACAGGAGCUACAGGGACUGGAGAAGCAGGUGGAGCUGGUGGAGCCGGUGGAGCUGAAGGAGCCGGUGGAGCUGGAGGAGCCGGUGCAGCUGGAGGAGCUGAUGGAGCUGGUGGAGCUGCAGGAGCUGGUGCAGCAGGAGGAGCUGAUGGAGCUGGGGGUGGAGGAGCUGAUGGAGCUGGAGGAGCCGGUGCUGCUGGUGGGGCCGGAGGAGCUGAUGGUUCUGGAGGAAGCGGUGGUGAGGGAGGAGAGGGGGGAGACAAAAAGCGUCAAAGAGCAGGACCUCUUGUACCAGAGACUGUCAUAGGAAACUCAAACACACCCAGCAGAGUUCCAGAUGUGAGCAUGGAGCAUUGUAAGCAGGAAGGGGAAGCUGAGGGCCGUAAUCGUGUAAGACAAGGCCCACUGAUACCAGACACAGUGACUGGUGGAGGUAAACCAUCAGAUAAAGAAAAACCAGCAGGGUCUGGCAAACCAUCAGGUUCCGGUAACCCAUCAGGUUCCGGUAACCAGUCAGGUUCAGGAAACCCGUCAGGUUCUGACAACCCUUCAGGUUCUUCCGGGAACCUGUCUGGGUCUGGUAGCGCUUCAGGUUCUGGGGACCCACCAGGCCCAGGGAAGCCACCAGGUCCCCAAGGCCCAUCAGAGGGCACCACUGAAGCUACAGAGGAAGAAAAAGAAGCUGAAGAUGAAAAGGACGAGUCAGCUAAAGCUGGCAAGCGUUCAGGCCGUAAAAAACAAGGCCCACAGGUUCUGGAGGCAGUUGUUGAUCCUGGUGUUCACUUUUCUGCUGGGCUGGAAGACUGCAAAGCCAUUGUUGGAGAGGCAGCUGAACUGGUCUGCAAGCUUAGCAGUGCUGACUGUGAUGGUGUCUGGUCCAAAGAUGGCGAUGAGAUUACUGCCUCCACUGAGGGUAUGACUAUCAGUAAAGAGGGAGCGGUUCACAAACUGAAAAUUGCUAAAGUAACAGAAGAAUUUUCUGGAAAAUAUCGAUUUGAAGCUGAUGGGCGUAAAACCGAAUGUGUGAUUGCUGUUGAAGAUCCGCCAAGAUUCAAUGCCAAGGAAUUUGAAGAAUUUGUAAAACCGAUUGUGGUCAAACACAAUCAUAAAGCCACCUUCAAAAUUCCAUUUAUUGGCCGUGAGCCAUUCAAAGUCCAGUGGUACAAAGAUGGUGAAGAGCUCACACCAGACACUCACUGCAAGAUUGAGAUUUCAGAGGCUGAAAGCCGUCUGCUUCUCAUCAAAUUACAGCGUAAAGACAGCGGGGAAAUAAAAAUCAAAGUCAAAAAUGAAUUUGGCACAGCGGAAGCCAUUUCUAAUCUAGUUGUACUUGAUAAACCUACGCCCCCACUUGGACCACUGGAGAUCGUUGAAGCAUCUGCCAACUGCAUUGAGAUCAAGUGGAGACCACCAAAAGACAAUGGUGGUUGCCCUAUUAAACAUUACAUACUUGAACGUAACCAAAUUGGACGCAACACGUGGAAAAAGAUAGGCCAGAUCCCAGGUGAAGCCCACUACAGAGACACCGACGUUGAUCAUGGCAGAAGAUACUGUUAUCGUAUCAGAGCCGAGACUGAUGAGGGCAUCAGUGAACAGAUGGAGACUGAGGAUGUGCAGGCUGGCACUAAAGCAUAUCCUGGGCAGCCAUCUGCUCCUAAAGUAGCAAGUGCCUUUAAAGACUGCAUUAACCUUACAUGGACUCCUCCGACCAACACUGGAGGCACCAGUAUUUUAGGUUAUAACUUAGAGAAACGUAAGAAGGGAAGCAACUUGUGGGGCCUAGUCAAUCAACCAGAUCAGCCAAUCCAAGCAAAGAAAUAUGCUGUAAAAGAUGUUGUUGAAGGAAUGGAGUACGAGUUCCGCGUGUCUGCCAUCAACAUAUCUGGAGCUGGUGAACCAAGUAAUCCCUCAGAAUUUGUGUUUGCGAGAGAUCCCAAAAAACCCCCUGGUAAGGUCGUUGACUUUAAAGUGACGGACUCCACCUACACUACCUUGUCACUGUCUUGGACUAAACCAAAAGAAGAGCCUGGUGUUCAGGAUGAGGCCAAGGGAUAUUUUGUUGAUGUCAGGCCUGCUGAGAACACAGAAUGGGAUCGAUGCAAUACAAAUGCCAUCAUCAUGACUUCCUACACUGUAAAGGGACUGAAAUCAAUGGCCAUGUAUUGGGUUAGAGUGAUUGCAGUCAAUGAAGGUGGAGAGGGUGAGUCGCAGGAGCUGGACAACUACAUCUUGGCUAUGCCUCCUCCAGUGAGACCGAGAUUUACAGAUUCUAAAAUCAAGAGCUUCAUGGUGGUCAGAGCUGGAAAUUCUGCACGAUUCAACAUCAACUUUGAGGCUUCCCCUUGGCCUGAUGUUAUCUGGCUUAAAGAUGGUAUCCCUGUGUCCAAACGUGUCACUAUAAGCAAUGCUGAGGGAGGCUCUCAGAUCCUGAUCCCAUCUGCAGAACGCUCUGAUACAGGAAUCUAUACCAUCAUAGUGAAGAACAUUGUGGGACAAGAGACCUUCAGUAUUGAGAUUAGAGUUACAGACGAGCCAAAGCCCCCAGGCCCCGCAGAGUUGGAUGAGAAUGUUCCGGGCACGGUGACAGUUUCCUGGGAACCAUCCCCAGACGAGAAACGCGAUGAUCGCCUGCAUUAUAUGGUGACCAAGAGAGACUCCAGCAAGAGGACCUGGCACACUGUAGCAGACCGUAUCUUCAACAACCGUUUCACAGCCUGUAACAUCAUGCCAGGGAGAGAAUACCAGUUCCGUGUGUACUCCAAAAAUGACAUUGGCUUGUCUGCCCCUUCGGAGUCACCAAAAUGGCUUAUCACAUGCAAGAAAGAAAAAUUCACUCUGAACAUCCCAGAGUCCAAGACCUGCAACUUGGACAGUGCUCCAAGGUUUAUGGUCCCCCUGAAAAUCCACACAGCCCCGCAAGGCUACGAGUGCUACAUGAGCUGUGCCGUGAGGGGCAACCCCGCACCCCACGUCACCUGGUACCGCAACAACGUCAGCCUCAACACUGACACCAACUACUACAUCACUAACACCUGUGGAGUGUGCUCCAUGCUCAUUCUCAGAGUUGGAGCCAAAGACAUGGGAGAGUAUAAAGUCAUAGCUGAGAGCCAGCUGGGCAGAGCAGAGUGCACCACCAAUCUCACAGUGAGAGAAUAAAACCUCGACGUGGAGAGGAUGGCCCUUUGUAGAGCUCCAGUAUUUUUGCAGAAAGAUGGCUCUUGAAAAUGCUACACACUGUGUGGUCUUAUGAGACAAAAUGCAUGUGAAAAACUACAUAUCGUCUUACUGUGUGUAAUAGCACAAAAACCUGAAAACAUACAGAAAAAUAUCUGUGUUGUGCCGCUUGGGUGGCUGAUGCUUAAUACACCAGGCUUACCUAAUCCUGUUUGGCAAUGAUUUUACUUCAGCUUAGUUCAGGUUUGGGGGGUUUUAUUGUUCUUGUACGCUAUUUAAUUUAUUAAUUUAUUUAUUCUUGGCUUUUGUGUACGUAGGCUGCUCUUUCACACUUUCACAAAUUCAAUUACACUACAGUACCGUAAAAAAAAAAAAAAAUGUGUAAAGUGCUGAUUUCUUGCAUUCAUUUUUUUCUUUUUGCUUGUCUGGAAAUGCUAAAAAGUAAAAGGAGCUUUUGCUUCUUCGGAUAUGCUUUAUCAACAAAAAUGGUUUGGUGUAAAUAAAUAAAAUAUUCAGGUUCUUUGAACAGUG